This is a messenger RNA of Penicillium soppii, 1719 nucleotides long. RefSeq names its product phosphoribosylaminoimidazole carboxylase ADE2. NCBI's taxonomy places the organism in Eukaryota, Fungi, Ascomycota, Eurotiomycetes, Eurotiales, Aspergillaceae. Gene Ontology annotation, biological process: 'de novo' IMP biosynthetic process. Gene Ontology annotation, molecular function: metal ion binding; phosphoribosylaminoimidazole carboxylase activity; ATP binding. The record is from RefSeq and is a predicted model, not a curated record. The transcript has 4 exons. Bases 1 to 1719 code for a protein of 572 amino acids.
AUGUGGAACUCACCCAAGGUCGGAAUUCUCGGCGGUGGCCAGUUGGGCCGCAUGCUCGUCGAGUCUGCCAACCGACUGAACAUUCAAGCCAACGUCCUGGACGCCGACAACUCUCCCGCCAAGCAGAUCAGUGCCCACGAUGGCCAUGUGACCGGCUCUUUCAAGGAGCGCGAAUCCGUACGCAAGCUGGCUGAGACCUGCGAUGUCAUUACCGCUGAGAUUGAGCACGUCGACACCUAUGCCCUCGAGGAAGUUGCGUCGAAGGUGCGGGUGGAGCCCAGCUGGCAGGCUAUCCGGACAAUCCAGAACAAGUUCAACCAGAAGGAGCACCUCCGCAAGUAUGGUAUCCCCAUGGCCGAUCACCGCGAGUUGCAGAACAACACACCGGAGGAAUUGGCACAGAUUGGCGAGCAGCUGGGCUACCCGAUGAUGCUGAAGUCGAAGACUAUGGCAUAUGACGGACGUGGCAACUUCCGUGUCAACUCCAAGGCAGACAUCCCGGAGGCCCUUGAGGCUCUCAAGGACCGCCCGCUCUACGCCGAGAAAUGGGCCUACUUCAAGAUGGAACUCGCCGUCAUGGUCAUCAAGACCAAGGAUGAAGUCCUCUCCUACCCCACCGUCGAGACCGUCCAAGAGGACUCAAUAUGCAAGCUGGUGUACGCGCCAGCCCGCAACGUCCCCGACGUCAUCAACCAGCAAGCGCAAGCGCUCGCUCGUAAGGCUGUCUCCGCCUUUGAAGGCAAGGGCGCUUUCGGCGUGGAGAUGUUCCUCCUGGAAGACAACAGCCUGAUGCUUUGUGAGCUCGCCAGUCGCAUUCACAACUCAGGCCACUGGACCAUUGAAGGCUGCGCUCUGUCCCAGUUCGACAGCCACAUUCGGGCCAUUCUUGACCUGCCAAUUCCCCCUAAGAGCCUCGAGCUCCUUCAGCCCUCGAUCAUGCUCAACAUUAUCGGCGGCGCAACUCCCGACUCCCACCUCAAGGCCACCGAAGCCGCCCUCUCCAUCCCCAACGCCAGUAUCCACCUCUACAGCAAGGGUGACGCCAAGCCUGGCCGCAAAAUGGGCCAUGUCACCGUCACUGCGGCAUCAAUGCACGAGGCCGAGACUAUGAUCCAACCCCUCGUCGAUGUCGUCGAUGAGAUGCGCGCCCAACGCCCCGAUAUCAAGACCAAGGCUGCUCCCUCCGGCCCCUCCAAGCUCGCCCCCUCGAUCGCCGUCGUCAUGGGCUCCGACAGUGACCUGAAGACCUUGGUCCCAGGCCUCAAGCUCCUGCGCGACUACUUCGGCCUCGAGCCUGAAGUCGAAAUUACCUCCGCCCACCGCACACCCGACUACAUGGCCGAGUAUGCGGCCAAGGCUGCCUCACGCGGUAUCAAGGUCAUCAUCGCUGCUGCCGGUGGUGCCGCCCAUCUCCCCGGAAUGGCAGCUGCGCACACUGCUCUCCCCGUCAUCGGCGUCCCGGUUAAGGGUAGCGUGCUCGAUGGCGUCGACAGUCUAUACAGCAUUGUGCAGAUGCCUCGUGGCGUCCCCGUCGCAACCGUCGGCAUCAACAACAGCAUCAACGCAGCUCUUCUCGCUGCCCGCGUGCUCGGCGCUUUCGAUCCCUCUAUCCAGCGCAAGGUGGAGUCUUACGCCGAGGCUGCUCGUGCUGAGAACAUGGAGUUGAAGGGUGCUAAGAUGCGCGAGCUGGGAUGGCAGAAGUACUUUGACCAGAUGUAG